AAGUCACAGUUUACAAAAACUAACGAAAUAAAAAAUUUUACGGACAUAUAUAGAUAUUAAAUUAUAAAACGUUUUUCCGUUUCUGCGAAUCUCUACAAUAAUCAUUGGCAUUAUAUCAUCUGCUGUGGCUUUUUAUAUCCUAUUUAAUUGUUUCGGAAGUUCACACUGUGGUGGUCAGCAGCUGGUAAAGACACCAAUAUAUACGCUAGAAAUUGGUGCCCUUAUCUAUAUAAUAGCUUCAUCGAUACUUAUAACUGGAGUUUGGCUAAACCGUCGCUGGUCCAUAAUUCCCUGGCUGGUGUGUCUUCCCUAUGGAAUAUUGGGAUAUAGCGUAGCUGUUGAACCCUUUUCAGAAUCUAGUAGGGAUUGUUUAAUUGCCUCUGUCAUUCUUAACUUAAGCUUUGUUGGCAUUUCAUUGCUAUAUUUCCGAUCUGUGGAACCUCUUCGAAGAUAUUCUGGGGAAAGCGCUAACUAGGCCAUAUUUCAAGCAUUAUGGGAAAAGUGGAAAUUAUUGUUAAAUUUAUAUGCAUAUUUAUUGGCAUUCUAUCAUCAGUUAUGGGUAUCGAAUGCUUCUAUGCAAAUCUUUUGCUGGCACAAAAAGCAAACGCGGAUCUUUUGUUGGCUUACUCCUUUAUGGUAUUGUCCACUUUUUAUACAAUUUUCAGCCUUUUGCUUGUCAGGGGAACUUUGAAGAGAAGCGGCUAUCACUUAAUACCCUGGAUAGUCUUUGUACCAGCGGGCGCUAUAAGUUACGCACAAUUUUUCGCUACACUCAUCAGUAGCAAAACAGGUGUACUUAUAGGUCUAGUUCUGUGCAUUGUCAAUUGGACCAUUGUGCUCCAAUUGUUUUUGAGUUAUAAAAAUUGGUUGCCCCUCGAUGCCAAGGAGCAUGAAGAUAGUAAUGAAAUACAAGCAGCUGUCUGACCUGACCUAAGAAUAUGCCGAGCAAAAUAAAAUGAAUAAAACUGGCGCAUUACAAUGUGGAAAAACACACAUAUUUACUCUUUGCCUCUCUUUCUCUUUCUUGGCAGGAAAAUUCACCUUUAUCAUUGAGAGAGACUCCACCAGAAAGUCGUUUCAACCGAAAGACUUUAGGUUUCAGUCGAGAAUCUGAAGCUGAACGACUAACACCUAUAGCGUAGAGCCAUAGAGCUGUAACCAAAAGUCCUUUGUGUGUGUCGAACAAAAAAAAAAGAAUAAAAGAAAAUUUUGUAAUAAGAAAAAGUCUGCUCUCUGCUUCUCCAACACUUAUUUUGUUGAGAAAAAAAAUUAAAUAAAAAGAAAGCUUCUAAAAGAAACCAAGAUUACUGCAACUCGUUUAUAAUUUCAUCAGCUUCAGCAAAAGUUUGUUUUAAUAUCGAUUUGUCCGAAUCAUCAAAAUCAAAUAAGAGGAAGAGCCAAAGAGGAAAUAGGAAACAGUUUUCGACACAAGAUGCUCUCACAAGCCCCACAAGUUCCUUGCGAAGCCUUAAGCAAUCCCAAAACUAACUAGAAAUAAAUAAAAAAACAAAAUACAAAAAUCACAAUUCAGUGCCAAAAGGAAAUAAGACAAAUAGAACGAAAAAGAGGACCAGGACUAGGACCACAACGAGCACAAAAGUUAGCUCAAAUUAAGCAUAUUCAAAACAAAAUUGGGCCAUCGAGGGGAGGUCCGCAGAAGAAGAAGAAGAAGCAGCUCCAGCUACAGCUCUCAGCUAUACUUUGUCUUUGUGCAGUGAAGUCAACCAGCCGAGUUAACCCAAUGCAUUUGGGUGCACAACAACAAUUACGCCCCAAGCAACAACAACAACAACGCGAGCAACAAGAGAAACAUCAAAGACGUUUCACAUUUAGUAAAGGACGACGACCAUGUCAUCCUUACAGCGUGACUGGCAUUUACAGGGUUCACGGGGAUCGGUUUACUGCGCGAGUGAACCGGACCCAACUGGUGGAGUCCAGUACGAGUCGGGAGGGCUCAUUCUCGACAAUCGUCUGCCCAGCGGCUCAGCCGUUGGCUCAGUUGGACCACACGAUGGCAGUGGAGCUGGAGCUGGAUCCCUAUUUUCGAUUGUCUCGGCACCACCAGCAGCUCCAUUGCCGACACCUGCGCCGCCGUCAGUUGUUGAGCCCCUGGCCGAGUUGGAUGUCAAGCAAAUGGAAUCAUUGUAUCUGCCAUCGCCAUCACCGUCGCCCAUGCGACGACCCGUCACUCUCACCCUGGAUGCACCCUGUUGCCCGCGCACUCUACACUCCAGCCUGCUUGAACAUCAGAUCUCUGAGAUGGAGGAGGAUGACAAUGAGAACCUGUUAACCGUAUCGAGCAUUACGGCUAGACCGUUGAUAGCAAAAUCUCAUGAAUUGCGCAGUAAUCGCAAAUCCUUGGGCGGCAGUACGGCGCAAAGUAAAUGCAUUCGUCGGAGCAAGGAGCGUGAAAAGUCGGCCACACAGCAGAAACGCCUGAAACAACCUUCGAAGGAUCGAGAUUCGUCGACAACAACCACCACAGAGGCGACCAUCGAUCCACCAGAUGGUGGCUAUGGUUGGUUCAUUGUGUUCGGAGCAUUCUCCGUGCAGUUUUGGGUGGCCGGCUUAGUGAAAUCCUAUGGUGUACUUUAUGUAGAGAUAAUGGAAACAUUUCCCAGCUCUACGGCCACUGUGGCCUCUUGGAUACCCGCCAUAUUGUCGGCCCUAUGCUUGGUCUUGGCCCCCCUAUCGAGUGCCCUGUGCCAGCGUUUCUCCUGUCGCUCUGUGGUCUUUGUUGGCGGCAUCUUUUGUGCCAUGGGCAUGAUAUUGAGUUACUUUGCCACCAGUUUGCUUCAUCUACUCUUCACAUUUGGCAUACUAACAGGUAUUGGUGGAGGCUUAUCUACCACACCCGGCAUUGUGAUUGUCUCGCAGUACUUUGAUAAGCAUCGGGCAUUGGCCAAUGGCAUUUGUGUGUCGGGCACAGCUGCUGGUAGUUUCAUUUUACCUGUGCUGAUUAAACAUUUGGUGGAAUAUUGUGGUUUCCAUGGCACUAUACUCAUAUUGGGAGGUUGCAUGUUGCAUGUUUGUGUCUCGGCUACACUCUAUAGACCCAUCAGUGCCUAUGCAGAGCAACAGCAUAAUGGACAUGAUGAUGAGGAGGAGCAUGAAGAGAUAGCCAGUCGCAAGCCUUUAAGCGAGGAGAUUAAUCCCAGUGCCACGGGCAUGUUGACCACUUCCACCUAUCUUGGAGACACAUGCGAUGUGGUGGUAUCUAAUAAUGAGUUGAAUGACAAGUUCAUAGAGCAUCUGUUUCUCGAAGAAUCCAAGAAUCAUAUAAACUACAUGGCCAGCCAACAACCAGACAAAUCAGCUCAGGAGAGCGAUGAUGAAGUCAAGGAUAUCAUUGGCGAGACCACAUUCAUCAAGCCCAUGAAAAAGGUACGUAGUUCGGGUCUCUUGCAUUCUGUGGAGGAUCUUAGCACGGAUUCAACUUGGGUUUAUCGCAAACACUCAUCGGGCACGGACUCGAAUCGUGGCAGUCGUCGCCGUCGUAAUGUUUUUGCCAACGAUGAGGUCAUCUCAAAGAUACAAACUCAUCUGGAGAAAGAGAAGCCAUUGUCGCCACCAUCAUCACAACCACCGCCAGUUAGUCGUGGCCUCAGCAAGAGCAUGGAGAUCCCCACCCCAGUGAGUAAUCUUAGUGAACUCAAGCAGAUGGAUAGCGGUAUGCUGAGUUCCCAAUUGGUGUCGACGGGUUAUCACAUGGAUGACGAUGACGACGACGAUGAAGAUGGAGCCGAGGAUGGAGACAAGAUGCCACGCACUUGUUGUGAACGUAUUGAAAUGUAUUUGGAUAUUAGCUUACUGCAAGAACCAAGUUUCAUUUUGAUGUGUCUAUCGGUCACUCUGAUGUCUGUGGGCUGCCCUUACAUGUUGUACUAUUUGCCAGCUCAUGUCAUUUCCAUAGGUUACAAUAAGAGCGAGGCGGGAUAUUUGGUGGCUGUAAGCGCCGUUUUAGAUCUUUGUGGACGUCUGGGUCUGGGUUGGCUAUCCGAUUUGCAGCUUUUUGAUCGCAAAAAGACCUACACUCUAUGCAUCUUGGGAGCCGGUCUAGCUGUGCUUACCAUACCCUUUGCCAAGACUCUUAUUUUGGUGGGUCUAUCGGCAGCUAUCUAUGGUCUUUGUCUGGGUAGCUGGUAUGUCUUGAUGCCAGUCCUACUGGCCGAUGUCUUUGGCACUGAUCGCAUUAGUUCGAGUUAUGGUUUGGUACGAAUGUUUCAAAGUAUUGGAGCCAUCUCAGUGCCUCCAUUGGCUGGACUGUUGAGGGAUUUGUCGGGCGAUUAUGAGAUCUGUUUCUAUUGCAUGGGCUCCUGCAUGGUUCUUGGCUGUACUCCUUUGAUUGUUUGGUCUAUUCUCGAGGCACGCAAUCAUCGUCUCUUUGUUCAGCGGGAUGAGGAUGAAGAUGAUGACGAGGACGACGACGAUGAUGACAAUAUGGGAGUGGCCUAAAAUGUUACAAUUUAUUACACGAAAAUUACUUAUGUUUUCAAUAGUUCCUGAGUUAAUAACGAAUAUUAUUUUCGAAUGCCUCACCGAAUAACUCGCUAUAUAUCAACUAAUCAACUAUCCAACAACAGCUUUCUUUUUCCUCUCAUAUCUCAUACAAUAUACUAUAUAUAUUUAUAUAUGAAUGAAUAUCUGCCUAUAAAACAAAA
This is a messenger RNA of Drosophila willistoni, 4661 nucleotides long. RefSeq lists its product as uncharacterized. Gene Ontology annotation, biological process: transmembrane transport; monocarboxylic acid transport. NCBI's taxonomy places the organism in Eukaryota, Metazoa, Arthropoda, Insecta, Diptera, Drosophilidae. The record is from RefSeq and is a predicted model, not a curated record. The coding region runs from base 1849 to 4455 and encodes 868 amino acids. The transcript has 11 exons. Gene Ontology annotation, molecular function: monocarboxylic acid transmembrane transporter activity.